Messenger RNA from Filobasidium floriforme, 724 nucleotides. RefSeq lists its product as uncharacterized. The record is from RefSeq and is a predicted model, not a curated record. The transcript is spliced from 4 exons. Lineage: Eukaryota; Fungi; Basidiomycota; Tremellomycetes; Filobasidiales; Filobasidiaceae. The coding region runs from base 89 to 508 and encodes 139 amino acids.
UCUUACCUACUCUGCGGCCACCCUGACUGUCUAUAUACAGAGAUAUCAACCGAACGUAUCGAUACAUAUAACCCGAAGAAUCUGUGACAUGUCUUCUCCAGCACCCGUAGCCGGAGACCGAGGCCGGCGGCUCGAGCAUCAAGAGCGAGCUUAUGAGCUUCAAAAGAAAGGUGCCAUCGAGGGAAUGAUCAAGUAUACCUUGUAUACAUCUCUCUUUGUCACACUCGGACAUCUCACAUGGCCAGGAUUCAGACGACAAGCGAUCGGUCUCAAAGCGUUCAUUAUCUCCUCGUCAACAGUAGCCGGCUUGGUCUUUGGCGCAGAGAAAUACCUCUUGCGGUUCGAAUCAGAACAACGAGAGUCGGAGAACGAUGUCCGACGUCAAGCGAGGAACGAGCUCGCAAGGCAGGGCAUCAUCGCGACCGAGACCGAGAUCAAAAAGUGGAAGGGGCAGAGGGACGAAAAGGAAAAGGCCAGAGUGGCCAGAGAGACCGAAACUCCAGCAUGAGAUGGAUCCGCUGGAACGGAACGAAUCGAUCUGGAGGCACAGCAAGAGUCUGUCUGAUCCCUCGAAGUGUAAUGGUUAUGGAUCUGUAUCGAUAGCAAGACGACACGCAUCUCUCAAGCAAAUACCGUAACCUCUGUACCUCGUUUUGCUCGAGGCUCGACUCUUGCGGCGCAUCGGAGUGGUACCAAAAUCAAAAUCGCCUUCAGGCCAUCAUCG